UACUUCAGAUCUCGCGCAUGCGUACUUCCUAGUGUGUGCCGGACGGCAGCAGCCAGUAAACAUGGCAGGAGUUGGUUUCCGACGGUGGGCCCAGGCUCUCUCUAAAGGCAGAGGUCCGGGCAUAUCCGCUCUUCUGUCGGGACGCAGAGCAGCCUCCGGUGUGUCAAAGGCUGAUCUGCCUGGUCCUUGCCCGACGUCCCCCGACGAGAAAGCUGCUGCAGCAAAGAAGUACAGCAUGACGGUUGAGGACUAUGAGCCAUAUCCCGACAAGGGCGAGGGCUAUGGGGAUUAUCCAAUGUUACCAGAAAAGUCUCAGUGUGAGAGAGACCCCUGGUACGAGUGGGACCACCCUGACUUGAGAAGGAACUGGGGAGAGCCGUUGCAGUGGGAUUUUGACAUGUUCAUCCGGAACCGUGUGGAUACGUCUCCUAGUCCUGUGGAUUGGUCCACAAUGUGCAAACAACUGUUUGGUUUCAUCGGGUUCAUGCUGUUUAUGUUCUACGUUGGGGAGAAAAUACCAGCUUAUCAACCUGUUGCCCCGAAACAGUAUCCCUUUAACAACCUGUUCUUGGAGAAUGGAGGAGAUCCGGAAAAACAACCAGAGGAAAUCAAACAUUUUAAAAUCUAAUGACUGCUAUCUGACUCUACUGUGUAUAUAUAUAUUUCUGUCCAGAAUAAAGACUUAAGUCACAUUC
Messenger RNA from Gasterosteus aculeatus aculeatus (three-spined stickleback), 695 nucleotides. RefSeq names its product NADH:ubiquinone oxidoreductase subunit B8 (gene ndufb8). Gene Ontology annotation, biological process: mitochondrial electron transport, NADH to ubiquinone. Gene Ontology annotation, cellular component: respiratory chain complex I; mitochondrion. The record is from RefSeq and is a predicted model, not a curated record. Lineage: Eukaryota; Metazoa; Chordata; Actinopteri; Perciformes; Gasterosteidae.